AAGUCGGAAGAGAGCGGGUUUGAGAACAAAUUCGGCAGAUUCCGGAAAUUAGAGUUUAAUGGUUUCUCCUUGGAGAUUCUGAUGCCAAGCGGUGCAGACCCCUUGUUUGACAACUCUUGGCAGCACAAUGCUAAGCCGGCUGAAAGCAAAAUCAGAGGGGAAGCUUGCGAAACAGAUUUGCAAAGUUGUGUUGGAUCAUUUUGAAAAACAGUAUUCCAAAGAACUUGGAGAUGCCUGGAAUACAAUAAGGGAUAUACUAACAUCUCCAUCAUGCUGGCAAUAUGCUGUCCUAUUUAACCGAUUCAAUUAUCCUUUUGAACUGGAAAAGGAUUUGCAUUUGAAGGGCUACCACAGGCUCUUUCAAGGAUCUUUACCCUAUUAUCCUGAAUCAAUGAAGUGUUACCUUAACAGAAGUCCUAACCAGUUGCCUUCAGAAAGGCACCAAAUUGGAAAUCUGAAAAAAUACUAUCUCCUAAAUGCUGCCUCUCUCCUCCCAGUUCUGGCUCUGGAAGUAAAGGAUGGGGAGAAGGUUCUGGAUCUGUGUGCUGCUCCUGGAGGCAAAUCCGUAGCUCUGUUGCAGUGUGCUUAUCCAGGUUAUCUUCAGUGUAAUGAAUAUGAUAGUCUGAGAUCAAGGUGGCUGAGACAGACGCUAGAAUCUUUCAUCCCACAGCCUUUGGUAAAUGUAAUUAAAGUGUCUGAAUUGGAUGGCAGAGAAAUGGGAGAUGCCCAGCCUGAAACGUUUGACAAGGUGCUAGUUGAUGCUCCAUGUUCAAAUGACCGAAGUUGGUUGUUCUCUUCUGAUUCUCAGAAAGCAGCCUGUAGGAUAAGCCAAAGAGGGAAGUUGCCUUUUCUACAGCGAGAACUCUUAAGGUCUGCAAUUAAGGCCUUACGUCCUGGAGGGUUGCUUGUGUACUCUACAUGCACGCUUUCUAAGGCAGAAAAUCAAAAUGUCAUCAGUGAAAUUUUAAACUCCUACAGUAACAUGAUGCCUGUGGACAUUAAGGGAAUGGCAAGGACUUGCUCCCAAGACUUCACGUUUGUGCCCACUGGUCAGGAAUGGGAACUCUUAGUGAUUCCAGAUAAGGGCAAAGCCUGGGGCCCAAUGUAUGUAGCUAAAUUGAAAAAAUCAUGAACCACAUAAAAUUAGCAUCAUGUGUAUUUGUAAAUCAUGUUAAUGCAUUAUAUUUAUUUUUAGGGGUUCUUCACCAUGUUAAUAUUUAAAUAAUUAUGCAGUCUUUUUCCAUGGGUCUGUUUGGAAUCCUGUUUAGUUAGUGCUUUAACAUCUCAGAAUCUAGGCUUGAGAACUUUUCAGGUAUUUUUUUUUCCUAGAAACAUAUCUGUAGCAAUUAUUUAAUGUGGUACAGAUGGUGUUUGUUCUGUACAAUUAAUCUGCUGUCUUUUACUUGAUAUUUUGCAGUUAAAUUAAUCAGAAUACACAGCUUUUGUGCAUAAAAUGUUUAGAAAUGUAUUUUGUCUAUCACUGUUGGUGCACUGAACCUUUUAAAAUGCCCAUUUGCCAGCUCUCUUAUCAUUGUUGUCAUCAAAUAAACAGAAUCUUACAGGGCUCCCCCUCUCCCCUUUUUUUUGUUAGAACUAAUUGAUAUUCUGAGACUAACUUCUUAAACAGCACUAUUUCUAGUCUAGCAAAAUGGGUUUCAUAUUUGCCCAGUUGUUUUCCUUCAAGGACUGUCUUCUGUUUACUGCAAAGGUCAGUGACUCUAUUGACACCAGCUUUAUUCCUCCCCCUUUUUCUUGCAUUCACAAAUACAAAUUGAAAGGGUAAAUUGUGUUGAAAGGCCAUUAGAACUGCAGAUUCACAUGCACAUGUUUGACUUUCGACAUUCAGCUUGUAGAAUAAUGGAGUCUAUCCAGCAGGCUUUAAAGCAAGUACUUGAAACAAACCCAGAAUGAUUAAUAACUGCAAUAACUGAACUAUAUUUGGAGAGUUUUGUUACAUAAUUGCAGUCAUAAUGAGCAGUACAGAAUCUGAUUAUCUUACAGUUGCAAUCUGGAGGGGCCUUUUAUUUCACUGCAUAAGGAAAUGUUAUAUGAGAGUAUGAUGUCACAUAUUAAUGCACAAGUGGGAGAUGCCUAAUGAGAGUGGAUUGUAGUAUUACCAAAACCCAGUAGCUUUUUAAUACCAUUUACUAAGUGCCUCUCUCUGUUUACUUAUAUUCCAGGAGUGUUGUAUACCUUUCUGCACAUGUACUUUGGGUUUUAGCUUCAGGUUUGGAUCAUGUGUUUUCCCCCAAAAUUUGCUUCCCUUAGAAUCCAAACAUAUUUUACCAACUAUUAAGAAAAAUUAUGCCACAUUUUUCAAAAGCUUAUAUCUAUUUGGA
Choloepus didactylus (southern two-toed sloth) is the source of this 2339-nucleotide messenger RNA. RefSeq names its product NOP2/Sun RNA methyltransferase 3 (gene NSUN3). The transcript has 6 exons. Gene Ontology annotation, biological process: rRNA methylation. Gene Ontology annotation, molecular function: methyltransferase activity. The coding region runs from base 128 to 1132 and encodes 334 amino acids. The record is from RefSeq and is a predicted model, not a curated record. Lineage: Eukaryota; Metazoa; Chordata; Mammalia; Pilosa; Megalonychidae. Gene Ontology annotation, cellular component: mitochondrial large ribosomal subunit.